AUGUCUGCAGGCGGUCGGCGAGCCGUCGCCCCCUUGGGUACCUGCGAGACUGGAGGCAGUGGGCGGGCAAGGUCAGCUCCGUCCCCGGAGAGGGGCGCAGAAGUGCGCGGUCCGGAGGAUCCGAUCUGCCGGGGUAUAUUUAAGGUCGAGAAAAGAAGCUGCGACGUCGUCUUGACAUCGAGCAGAUUGACAUGGACGCCGAUUGAGCCGGAGAGCCCGACAGGUGGGUCAUUGUUCCACAAUCAAAAAACGGAAUUUGUGGAGUUGAAAGAAGUAUUUGGUGUCAAGAUGAAACGUCGACGCUCUGCAAGACAGCAAAAGGGAGGAACUUUGUUAGGAAUCGCAAUCUUUGUGUGUAUUAAAAAGGGACAAAAUAAGCUCAAAAAUCGUGCUAUUCAUCUAAGCAAUUUAAGUGAAGACUACUGCAAUGUUUGGUUUAAAUAUAUGAAAGAUAUUCUGAAUGAACAUUUUCCAAACAGACCAAAGUACCUGAAAGUUGUUAUUAACCCAUACAGUCACAAAACGGAAGCUAAACAAGUCUACGAUGAACAAGUUGCACCUCUUUUCAAGUUGGCUGACAUCAAGACUGAUAUCAGUAUUACAGAGCAUGAAGGACAUGCUUUUUCAGUUCUCAUGGAAUGUGAUAUUCAAGAGUUUGAUGGUCUUGUGUGUGUGGGUGGUGAUGGGACUGCAAGUGAAGUGGCUCAUGGGUUACUCCUCCGAGCCCAGAUUGAUGCUGGGAGGGACAUCGAUUCCAACUUCACGCCUGUCAGAGCACCACUUCCUCUCGGCAUAAUACCAGCAGGUUCCACAAAUAUCUUGGCAUUUUCUGUACAUGGAAUUAAACAUCCUGGUACUGCAGCAAUGCAUAUCAUUAUGGGUAACUUCCAAAAAGUAGAUGUUUGUACCUUUUGUAGUCACAACAGGCUACUUCAAUUUGGUUUCACAGCUAUGCUUGGCUUUGGUGGAAGAACCCUGGCCUUAGCAGAAAAGCAUCGUUGGAUGCCUUCCAGCCAGCGGAGAGAGUUUGCUGUUAUCAAAACACUGACAAAUCUUAAGCCUGAGAAUUGUGAACUAUCCUUUCUACCAUCAGAAAAUUCGAAGAAAAAAAAUAGAGAAAAAAGUUAGCUAAAUGCAUCCAAAUGCUCUCCCCCAAGUGGAGAUAAUGAAGAUAAAUGGGAAACCAUACAGGGACACUUCCUCAAUAUUAGCAUCAUGGCUAUUCCAUGUGUCUGUUCUAUGGCACCCAGAGGCCUAGCACCCAAUACCAGUUUGGAUAAUGGAAGCAUGUCACUUAUUGCUGUCCAAAAUUGUUCACGAGCAGACUUCAUAAAACAUCUAAAACGAUACGGUAACUUAAAGAACCAGUUUGAUUUCCCCUUUGUGCAGACAUAUACAGUCCAGGAAGUUAAAAUACGUACAGGAAUCAAACACAGAUGGACAGACACAACCUCUGACAAAAAUGCUGAUUUUCAUUCAAGUCAUUCCUCUGUGAUUUCUCUCAAGGAAAACUGUCCAUGGAAUGUUGAUGGCAACUUAUUGGAGGGAACUUCAGAAGUUAAUAUAAAGAUCCACUCACAGCUAAUUACUCUGUACGGAAGGAAUAUUGAAGAAUGUGAUGAUGUUACAGUAAAGUGCAGCUGUCUAUAG
Messenger RNA from Hemiscyllium ocellatum (epaulette shark), 1650 nucleotides. It is a transcript of the gene cerkl, whose product is annotated as ceramide kinase-like. Gene Ontology annotation, molecular function: kinase activity. The transcript is spliced from 15 exons. The record is from RefSeq and is a predicted model, not a curated record. Lineage: Eukaryota; Metazoa; Chordata; Chondrichthyes; Orectolobiformes; Hemiscylliidae.